GCCGGGGGAUGCGCAGAGGAGCGCGGGGGAGGGUCAGGCUCCAGGAAUACCGGCCCCGUCGUCUUUCCCGGUCCCUCCCCCGGCUGCUUCCUCCGCAGCUCCCUCCUCUCGGCCUCCCUUUCACCUCCGCCCACCCCCAAAAAAAAAAAUCAUCACCACCCCCCUUGCCUCCCAUCUCUUCCCCAUCUCCCGGUAUUGGUUUCCCCGCACGCCAGACCGCGUACCGGCGGCUCCCUCGCCCGCUCCCAUCGUCUUCCCGCCGGGAUCGGGACCGGCGCUCCAUGGAAGGGCAGCGCCUGAAGUUUGCCCGGAGCGAGGUGCCUUGGGAUGUGGAGCUGGGGGAUGAGCGAUGGAGGGGCCGAGCCCGGGAGGAGCCCCGUGCUGCUGGCCGAGCCCGCGGCCACCGGGAGGGCCCGGGAGAAGGCAGCGACCCGAGCGGAGCUGGAGACCGCUCUGUGCGGCGGCAGCGGCAAGGACAUCCCGGGAACAUCGACUGUCAGCCCCGGCUCUUCCAAGGAGUGCGCCCCGGACAGCCAGAGCCCGGCGGGAACCGGAGAGGCGGAUUAUUGCCGCCGCAUCCUGGUGCGAGAUGCCAAAGGGACGAUCCGGGAGAUCGUGCUUCCCAAGGGCCUGGACUUGGACCGACCCAAGCGGACGCGGACGUCCUUCACGGCGGAGCAGCUUUACCGCCUGGAGCUGGAAUUCCAGCGCUGCCAGUCAAGGUCUGGUUCCAGAACCGACGCACCAAGCAGAAGAAGGACCAGAGCAGGGACUCUGAGAAACGUUCCACCACCACCUCCGAGUCCUUCGCCACCUGCAACAUCCUCCGGCUGCUGGAGCAAGGCCGGCUCCUCUCCAUCCCGGCUCCCCCCAGCCUCCUCUCUCCGACUUCCAACCCCAUCACCGCUCCUACGGGCAACGGAUCCAGCUUGGCCACCCCGGGAACCACCUCUCCUGGGCUCAGCGGUGGGAGCAGCCCACCGGGACCAGGAGCCUUCAGCCUACAGGUUCCUUCCCUCGCCUCCUCUUCCUCGUCCUCCUCAUCCUCGCCCAGGCUGCCGGCCGCCCCGCUGGGCUUUGGGGGGCCUCUCCUGGGCAGCCUCCACGACCUCCCGGGCGCGUACGGACUGGGCACCUCUGCGUUUGAGCCUUACACGCGGCUGGAAAGGAAAGACAAUUCGAUACCCAGCAAGAAGCCGAGCCCUUAAAUCCAACAUGAGUGUCAAAAGGUCUCCCCCAAACCCCCGUCCCCGCAGCCCCCACGUUCCCCCCGCGCCCCGCACCGGGGUUGGCUUUGGAGAGCGGGAGGUGGAAGAUGGGUUCCAUCCCACCGG
Messenger RNA from Cuculus canorus (common cuckoo), 1334 nucleotides. It is a transcript of the gene VAX2, whose product is annotated as ventral anterior homeobox 2. NCBI's taxonomy places the organism in Eukaryota, Metazoa, Chordata, Aves, Cuculiformes, Cuculidae. Gene Ontology annotation, molecular function: DNA binding; DNA-binding transcription factor activity, RNA polymerase II-specific. The record is from RefSeq and is a predicted model, not a curated record. The transcript has 4 exons. Gene Ontology annotation, biological process: regulation of DNA-templated transcription; central nervous system development; neuron differentiation. The coding region runs from base 9 to 1208 and encodes 399 amino acids.